AUGCAGAGCAAGAUCAAUGGGGAGAUGCCAACGGUACAAGGAGCGAAGAUGAGUGAGGAAUAUGCGCUUGCGACGCUGGCGAUCCACGCAGACGAUGCUGUCAACGUCCUCACAGAUGUUGCGCCGCCCAUGCAUGUUAGCACGACGUUCAGGUACAACAACUCGGCUCUGAAUCCGGUGGGGGAUGACGAGCUCGACCCGAUCGGAAACGUCCACGUCUACUCUCGCCUCGCUGGGCCGAACACAACACGCUUCGAAGCUAUACUAUCCGCUCUCCUUGGUGGCUACGCCAUCACCUACUCCAGCGGCCUGGGUGCCUUCCACGCCAUGCUCGUUUUUCUGAGGCCGAAGGUCAUAGCCAUCUCAGAUGGAUACCAUGGGUGUCACGGUGUGGUUGCGAUACUGCAGAAGCUGUACGGGUUGAAGAAGGUCAGUCUGUGGGACGAGAAGGAGUGGGACGAGGCAGGCCUUGGACCAGGAGAUGUUGUACACGUGGAGACGCCGCUGAAUCCGACCGGGGAGGCCAUCAAUCUGGAAUACUUCAGAGAGAAGGCGAGACGGAGGGGCGCAUAUUUGACGGUGGAUUCGACGUUUGCCCCGCCGCCUUUGCAGAAUCCGUUCGUGCAGGGCGUGGAUAUCAUCAUGCAUUCAGGGACGAAAUACUUUGGCGGGCAUAGCGAUAUGCUGUGCGGAGUUUUGGUGGUGCGGAAAGAGAAGAAGGACUGGCUGAGCGGGCUUUGGAAUGAGAGGAUGUAUAUUGGCGGCGUGACUGGAAGCCUGGAAAGCUGGCUGGGCGUUCGGAGUCUCAGGACCUUCGACCUUCGGCUAGGCCGGCAAAGCAAGAAUUGCGAGCUCAUAGUCCGGUGGCUAGAUUCCUGCCUCAAGGGCACGGGAGGAGACGCGGAGGCUGUCCAAAAGACAGUGGACCGGAUACAGCACGCCUCUCUGCAGACAAAGGACAUGGAAUGGAUCAAGAGACAGAUGCCGGGAGGCUUUGGUCCUGUCUUUACAAUCUGGAUGAAGAACAAGAAUUUGGCAAAGGCAUUACCCGGGAAGUUGAAGCUGUUCCAUCAUGCGACUAGCCUGGGAGGAGUAGAGAGCCUGAUUGAGUGGAGGAGAAUGAGCGAUGACACUGUUGAUGAGAGGGUAGAGAGGGUUAGCGUCGGGGUGGAGAAUUGGGAGGAUUUAAGGGAUGAUCUGUUAAAUGCAUUUAAGGAGCUCGCGAGAACUGUGUAA
Molecule: messenger RNA, 1236 nt
Organism: Coniosporium apollinis CBS 100218
Lineage: Eukaryota; Fungi; Ascomycota; Dothideomycetes
Exons: 2
Coding region: 1-1236 (411 amino acids)
Biological process (GO): transsulfuration
Cellular component (GO): cytoplasm
Molecular function (GO): carbon-sulfur lyase activity; pyridoxal phosphate binding
Source: RefSeq, a predicted model, not a curated record